AUGCGUCGCAUUGACUUAAGCGACUGUGUCACCAUGGCCACCCCGCCGUUGUCACCAGAGCAAAAAAGAACUGGUGGAAAGAAAUGCAGGGUUGCAAGAAGGACGGCCGGUGACGUGGAAUUGUUUACGAAGGCUGCCCGCCUAGUUCUUAAGGUCGAGUACGUUCAAAACUGGGCGUACAAAUACACGACGAGGACGAUGGAAUAA
Molecule: messenger RNA, 207 nt
Organism: Soboliphyme baturini
Lineage: Eukaryota; Metazoa; Nematoda; Enoplea; Dioctophymatida; Soboliphymatidae
Source: the annotation of a GenBank genome assembly